Molecule: messenger RNA, 878 nt
Organism: Lactuca sativa (garden lettuce)
Lineage: Eukaryota; Viridiplantae; Streptophyta; Magnoliopsida; Asterales; Asteraceae
Product: DnaJ/Hsp40 cysteine-rich domain superfamily protein
Source: RefSeq, a predicted model, not a curated record
AUAUGGGAAAAACAUGUGGACUUCUCUUUGGUAAGGUGGCUUUGCAAAUUGCGUCGGAAGGUCGAACGUAAUCAAAGUUGUAUCCGUUCGUCGUUAACAACGAGGUGGAAGGUAAAGAAAUCAUCGAUCGCUCCCCAAAACCCAAUAACUGCUCUUCUCCUCCUCCUGAAAUCCCCAUAAGUCGAUUCUUACUUCGGAACCCUAAAAAUUCAAUCAUUUUUAUCGUAUAAUGGAGUGUGCUUCGAAGAUUUCACCAUAUGCGAGCUUAUCUGUUCCUCUUCCGUCUUCCGUACAUCUUCAUGGGAAAUCCAUUUGUUUUGCUGAUAAACCAACACGCCGUUUCUUUCUCAAGAUGAAAGCUACCUCAGACAAUGGUGCAGCUCAUCCCUCUCCUUCGCAGAUUUCUUCAUCGAAUGCAGUAGGGAAUAUGCACAGAAGAUUAAGCAGUCUUGAGUCCCUUUUCUGUUAUGAUAAAUCUGUUCCAGAGGAGAUAAUUGAGAAACCAGUUGGGUUGUCAGUAGAUGAAAAGAAGAUUGGGAAUAAAAGGCGUUGUGAUGGUUGUGAAGCCAAGGGUGCUGUUCUUUGUGCCACUUGCACUGGAUCUGGACUAUAUGUUGACUCUAUAAUGGAGAGUCAGGGCAUCAUUGUCAAAGUUCGAUGCCUAGGUUGUGGAGGAACCGGUAACAUCAUGUGUUCUGAAUGUGGUGGCCGUGGGCAUCGUGGUGUCUCCUAAAGACAUUUGGAAGCAACCAUAAUUUGAUUUUGUAAUUUCUUGUAACUUUGCUUUUUUUUUUUUUCAAUUUUGAAUUUUAAGAUAUCAUACAUUUAACAUUUUGAUUUAUAGCCUAAAGUUGUUUCUCAUAGUAAUGGUUUUUCUA